Phytophthora sojae is the source of this 2235-nucleotide messenger RNA. RefSeq lists its product as hypothetical. The record is from RefSeq and is a predicted model, not a curated record. The transcript is spliced from 6 exons. Lineage: Eukaryota; Oomycota; Peronosporomycetes; Peronosporales; Peronosporaceae. Bases 1 to 2235 code for a protein of 744 amino acids.
AUGGCUCCUCCGUCGCGUGCGCUCGCCGACGCGGCUGCCGCUGCUCUUCGGGCUCUCCAGUGCUCCGGACCGGGAGCUGUUGAUGUCGCCACCGACACUUCGGGUCGUCCUCCGGCGCACCAGGCUCGUUUGGCGGGUGCCACCGCCCCUACCGUCGCUGGUGCUGUGCCUCCAGCCCCGGCCGCGCCUGCAGGUGACCCUACGGUCCUUCCAGCCGCCUCCGGGACCUUGGUCGACCCUCCACCGGCUCCUCCAAGUAAUCCUGAGUCUGAUGCUGGGGCGACCGAGACACCCCCGCCGGCAGUUCCCAUUGAAGAGGCUCCCGACUCGCCGCCGACACCACCGCCAAGCGCCAGCGCUCCACCGUCGCCAACUCCCGCGCCUUCGGUCACGUUGGCAACUCGCGGGGCGUCGGUUCCUCCGACAGCGGUUGUCUUGGGCGAGCAGCAGGUGCUGGAACUCGCUCGUCUCGUCGUGGGUGUUGCCCGUUUGCCUCUAGCUCGAGUCAACCCUGUUCUCGACCGCAACCUGCAAGCUGCCACUAACGUCGGUGAGGUGCUGGCCGCGGCUGUGGCCCCUCUCGACGAGGAGAUGCAUCUCCGCCAACGGGCUGACUAUUUCCUUGUGACGGCCAACUCGGACUGCAACCAAGCGCUCCAGAACAUCCAAGACAUGCGUACCGAGCUCACACACGCUAAUCAGCAGUUGUUGGAGAUGAACGCGGCCAUCUCCCAGCACGGCAACAUUACUCGGUCGUUGGAAGGUCGGACGCAGACCGCGGAAGCAGACGCAGCAGCUGCUGUUCGCCGGAACACGCAGAUCCAUGAGCGUAUCAAAGCAAGCCUCGUUGUCUACAACACCCAGUUGGAAAAGCUUCGGAAGCAGUUGGCCGACCGUGACCGAGCUGAUGUUAUCCCUGCCCGUAUCAGGGCGUUGACGGACGAGAACAACAGCUUGCGACGGGCCAACUCUAUCCUUCGACGGCACUCGGCAGCCUAUGGGCUCUACGUGGAUUCCUUGGUCUUGGCCUCGGCUGGCAUCUCCGCCGCUGAGAUCGACUGGAAUCUCCUCGGGCUGUCUCCACUGACGGUCACUGUCGCGAGUCCGCGCCGUAACAAAUCCUCGUCCGAGGAAGAGGAAGAGUCCAAGACGGCUGGCGUAUCGAUGGCUGAGCCUACCGAGGGUUCAGCUGCUCCCGCGGCUUCGCAGGUGGUGUCUGCUGGUUUGUCUGAGUCCACCGGGGCGUUCAAGCGCAAGCCCGAUUCGCAAGCCGAGUCGGCCUCUGCCGAGGGCACGACCGUCGGUCGACCUGAGAGUCAGAGCUGCAGCGGCCGCUGGGUCAUCCAGCCUCGGUCAGCAUCGGGUGAGGUCCCUGCACCGCCUCCGUCGACGCCACGACCCUCAACGACGUUCCGAACUAGCCGGUUGGAUGCUCAGCCUCUUCCGUACGAGCACUCGGACGUGCCGCUAUACCCUAGGUUGACGGGCGCUACUCUAGUUCCUCAGCCAGCUCGGUCUCCACCUCCGCGGGACGAGGGGUAUCCCGACUUCGAGUUCGGCGGUGCUGGAAGUCCAGACGACGUCCCGCAAGACGAUCUUGAGCCCGGCGAGAUUCCGGAAGCGCCGGCCGGUACAGAGGAGGCUGAAGGCCCCGCUUCCGAGGCUCCUGCUACUACCACCGAGUCUCCGCCUGCCGUCCCGGUUCCCGAAGCUGCGUCGAUCGUGUCCCAAGCCUUGGUCAGCGUUGGUCCGACGGGCGACGCACCUGCCGAGUCUCCUGAUGGUGACAACGAGGGUCCGUCUGCCUCGAGAAGCUCGCCGUCGGCUCCUCCAACGAGGACUGCCGCUGGCCCCGGUGACUCAUCGCCUCCCGAGGGCUCGCCAGAAGGAGGGUCGUCGGAUGGCUCGGAGACCUCGGAGGAUCGUGCAGCACUCAUGCGAGAGAUGUUUGGCUCCGACGACGAAAGCGAAGCCUCGGCUGCCCAACGGACAGUGACUGCCACACCGAGGGCUGGUCCUGCUUCUAUCGCCCCUGCGAUGGUCGACGCUUCGGACGCGGCGGCAGGGUCGCGCAAGCUCAACAACCUGGCGUCACUGUUUCUCGAACCGGGAUUCGUGUCACCCGGCGGUCAAGAGUGUUGGCGUUUGAUCCAGAACGCUAGCGUGCCUCUCCUUUUUGACGACGACUUAGUUGCUCCGUGUUCGGCGGACGGAAUCAAGGCCUUCGGCAAGUAG